Molecule: messenger RNA, 1494 nt
Organism: Apus apus (common swift)
Lineage: Eukaryota; Metazoa; Chordata; Aves; Apodiformes; Apodidae
Gene: HAO2
Product: hydroxyacid oxidase 2
Exons: 9
Coding region: 194-1261 (355 amino acids)
Molecular function (GO): oxidoreductase activity; FMN binding
Source: RefSeq, a predicted model, not a curated record
GACUGCAGAAAAACCAGAGGCUGCUCAGUGAAAAGACCUCCUCUAGAUCCUGUGUGGAGGCAAACUGGAAGGAGAGGAUCUCACCUCCUGCAGCUCUCUCAGAAACCCAGAGCACGGUUUGCUGAAACAUCAAUUUGCAGAGUUUUUAGUCCUGGCUGGCUGAAAAGCACGGUUCCCAGAGCCUCUCUCAGCCAUGGCUAUGGUGUGUCUUUCAGACUUCGAAGCAUAUGCUAGGAAGUAUUUACCCAAGAUUGCUUGGGAUUUUUUUGCAGCUGGAGCAGAUGAUUGUAGCACUCGAGAUGAAAACAUCCUGGCAUAUAAAAGAAUUCAUUUCCAGCCACGUAUGCUGCGGGACGUAUCCCUGAUGGACAUUAGGACUAAGCUCCUGGGGACUGAAAUCAGCUUUCCUGUAGGAAUCGCCCCUACUGGCUUCCACCAGCUAGCAUGGCCUGAUGGAGAGAAAAGCACAGCCAGAGCGGCCCGCGCGAUGAACACCUGCUACAUCGCCAGCACCUACUCCACCUGCACGCUGGAGGAGAUCUCGGCAGCCGCUCCCGGCGGCCUCCGCUGGUUCCAGCUCUACAUCCACCGCAAGCGGGAGGUUUCUCAGCAGCUGGUCCAACGGGCAGAGGCCUCAGGUUUCCAGGGCCUGGUCCUCACGGCAGAUGUGCCCUACACUGGCAAAAGACGAGCUGAUCUCCGCAAUGGUUUCCUCCUGCCUCCCCACAUGAAACCCAAGAACUUGGAAGGAGCCUUUGAGGGAGAUGACCGUUCUGAGUAUGGGCUGCCACCCAACAGCCUGGAUCCUUCGGUCACCUGGAGCGAUAUCUACUGGCUGCGGAGCCUGACCCACCUGCCCAUCAUCGUCAAAGGCAUCGUGACAAAAGAAGAUGCAGAGCUGGCAGUGAGACAUGGAGUUCAGGGGAUUAUUGUGUCCAAUCAUGGUGGAAGGCAACUGGACGGAGGACCUGCCACUAUUGAUGCUCUGGUUGAGGUUGUGGAGGCAGUGCAAGGCAGAGUUGAAGUUUAUUUAGAUGGUGGAAUACGAAAAGGAAGUGACAUAUUGAAAGCACUGGCACUGGGAGCAAAAUGUGUCUUUAUUGGAAGACCAGCUUUAUGGGGUCUGGCUUACAAGGGUGAAGAAGGGCUUCAAGACGUCUUGAGGAUUUUGCAGGAGGAGUUCCGCUUGUCGAUGGCCUUAGCUGGCUGUGCCACUGUCUCAGAGAUUGGUCCACACCUUGUUCGGUUCUCAAAGCUGUGAACAGCCUCCUGCAAUGCCCACCCAAGAAAGGCAGCUCACGCUGCUGAGGUCCCAAACCAGACUGAAGACAGGAAAAGGAAGUGCAAACAUUGAAUGUGAAUAAGUGUCUGUUAAGACCUGUAGGAGACUCCUGAAAACAGGCAAAGGCCAUGCUCUGCUUUUGUUGAGACCAAUGAGUUCUUUAACACUUUGGGUAACUGUUACUUGCUUAAAUACAUUUACUUUAGACUGGC